AUGUCCACCGCGGCUACAAAGCGAAAGCUGGUCGUCUGUGGAGGAAAUGGUUUCUUGGGGAGCAGAAUAUGUAAGGCAGCGGUUGCAAGAGAUUGGGAUGUGGUAUCCAUAAGCCGAUCAGGUGAACCACACUGGCCAUCAGUCUCUUCACAUCAGAUCGCACCUGCCUGGUCGAAAUCUGUGACCUGGCGAUCCGCGAACAUUCUCCACCCCGACACCUACAAGUCAGAUCUGGCAGGAGCACAUGCCGUCGUCCACUCGAUGGGUAUUUUGUUAGAAGCAGACUACAAAGGAGCUCUGACUGGGAAGGAGUCGCCAAUUGCAGGACUAAGAAGAGCAUUCUCAGCACAAAAGCAGGGCGGUAACUCGAAUCCUUUGCAAAAGGGACAAAGAAUAGAGCCAGGAGAGAAAGAUGGACAGCUCACAUAUGAGCUUAUGAACCGGGACUCUGCGAUCGUGUUGGCAAGAGAGGCGAAUGAGGCCGGUGUCAAGGCCUUUGGAUAUAUCUCUGCGGCCGCAGGAGCGCCUAUCCUACCUGGACGAUACAUCAGCACGAAACGGGAGGCUGAGAGCACCAUUUCCUCCGAGUUCCCAAAGAUGCGGAACCUAUUCUAUCGACCAGGCUUCCUCUUUGAUUCGUCAAGGACCUUCACGGUCCCCAUGGCUGCAGUCACUUACGCUGGUUUCAUUGCUAACUCAUUGACUGGAGGCAAUCUGACUUGGCUUAUUGGCGCAGGCGGUGCAAAGCCUUUGAAAGCAGAUCUCGUGGCGGAGGCUGUGGUGGAGGGACUAUCCGACGAUAAGGUCAAAGGUCCAAUCGAGGUGAAGGAGAUUGAAGAGCUCGCCAAUCGUGCCUGGCGAAGAGGCAUGCUCUAA
This is a messenger RNA of Pseudocercospora fijiensis CIRAD86, 876 nucleotides long. RefSeq lists its product as uncharacterized. The coding region runs from base 1 to 876 and encodes 291 amino acids. Lineage: Eukaryota; Fungi; Ascomycota; Dothideomycetes; Mycosphaerellales; Mycosphaerellaceae. Gene Ontology annotation, molecular function: protein-containing complex binding. The record is from RefSeq and is a predicted model, not a curated record. The transcript is spliced from 2 exons. Gene Ontology annotation, cellular component: mitochondrion.